GUUUCCAAAUGAUAGUGAGGUGGACUCUGACCCGCUAGAAGCCGUGUGGUCGGUACAGAUACGGCUUGACCUCUUUUAGGUGAAUUCAAAAACAGUACAGAUAAUAUAAAGAAGUAAUUUGUUGGUGCGGAUAAGUUGUCUCUAGUCUAGCCUUCGCGCAGUUGUCAAAGAGAAAACAUCGACAUGGAGAUACCUAUCGUAGAUUUCAGUUUCUAUGAACGUGUAAAUACGCAUGUAUCAGACGACAAAUUAGAAAAGCUUGGGAAAGAACUCAGAGCAGCAUUUACCGACGUGGGAUUUGUUUACCUAAAAAACACAGGCAUACAACAAGAAGAGGUGGACAAAGUCAUGAGUGUUUCUAAAAAGUUCUUCAGUUUGCCUGAAAAUGUUAAGACUGCUUUCAGCAGAGGCAAUUUCUCCUGUGAUGUUAAUCACGGAUGGGUUUCACUAGAAACGGAAAGUCUGAAUCCUCGGCGUCCAGGUGAUUUGAAGGAGGCCUUUAAUAUAACAUCAAUGAAGGCAGAUAUUAAUUGGCCCUUUGAAGGAGUUGAGGAUUUUCGAGAUGUCCAUAUGUCGUUUUUUCUGCGCUGUAAGGAUCUUUCUCUCAGGGUCUUGAGAGUGAUGGCUCUUGGUUUAGGUCUGGAUACAGAUUUCUUCCUCAAAGCCCAUAAGCAUAUUGGAACGGAAAUGAAUCGAACCACUUUGCGGACUUUGUACUACCCUCCUGUGAAGAGCGAUUGUGCGAAACAAGAUCAGGUGCGCUGUGGUGAACACUCGGACUAUGGCAGUAUCACUCUUGUCUUCCAAAGUCCAGAGGGUGGAUUGCAGGUUCUCAGUCGGACUGGAGAGUACAUUUCAGCCCCAGCCAUUCCUGGAACAGUUUUAGUUAACAUAGCAGAUCUGAUGCAAAGAUGGACCAGCGAUGUUUUUGUGUCUGCUGUUCACAGGGUGUUGCUGCCCCCUGAAGGCGACUCCAAUACACGUCAGUCUUUGGCAUUCUUUGUUCACCCUGAUGAUGAGGCCAAUAUUUCUUGCUGCGAUGGGUCAGACAAAUAUCCUCCUGUUAAUUCGCUUGAUUACCUUUUGUCGAGGUUCAAGGAGUCUUAUGGGAAAAAGGUGGAUUUGUCAUGAUAUGUUUGGAUUGAAUCAUUUAAUAAGUGUUGAGUUUGUUUAUAAAAGUUGUUAGUAGUUAUACAGUCUGCUACUGUAUAACUACUAACAACUUUUAUAAAUAAACUCAACACUUAUUAAAUGACCAUGAAAUUUGCUUUCUGUUUAAUAACUUGUUUAAUUGUGCUAUUAAUGCAUUUGUACAACAACAACAUCUGCGUUAUGCUUUAAAAUUAAUGUAAUUUUAAAUCCAUAAACACUAUAAACAAUGAAAAUGAAACAAGCAACAGUCACGUGAUUGAUUUUAAUGUUCGAUAAUGAUUUAAAAAAAUGUUUAUAUACAUUUUUGCAAAAAAUUUUACCACAUAUGGGAGCAUGUGAUUCCAUGCCCUGCAAACUCUGGUGUUGUACCAAGAAUAAUCUAGAAAUCAACUCUUAUAUCGUAAUCUUAAUCUUAAACCAUACAUUUUCUACACGGCGGGGGUUAACUGCACAUUACUGUACUGUGGUUUGGAAAUAUUGUUUAAAUAUUGUUUAAUUCUUCAGAGAGCAAAAUGUAGCAACAAGGAUCACGCUCCGAUACAGAUGACGUCUGCAUCUGUGCUGUUGCGUCUGCAGCGCCUGCUGCCUGAAUAAAGUAAUACGUUCAAAACCCUAUCAUAACUAGCCUGGUCCAACCAGACUCUCGUACGUUCAUUUCAUUUGUACAUAAGCUGUGUCCCAAUUCAAGGGCUGCAACCUUAUUAGCAUUUGACCUUAAAAGGUGAGCACUCGGUCUUUCAAGGUGGAAGCCUCAGAAGUUCGCGAAGAGAACUGAAAUGAGACGGUCUAACCUUCGGAGGACCCAUAAUUAGCGUCACCUGCUGCACGCGCCCACCUGCACGUUUCUGACUUAUUAAAAUAAAUAUGACAUCAGAAAAAUCAUUACUUUAUUUUAGAAAUAUGACACGUUGAUGUAUAUUAAACUAUUCAACAGUAUACCAAAUUAAUCAACCUUAUAAAUAUACGCAACAUAAAAAGAAUAUUAUUAACACAAAACAUAACUUAUAAUACUAAAACAGUGACAGGAAUUUUUUUUUCUGAUAAAUACACUUUUAUUUAAUAAAGGUUUUAAUUGUUUAUUGUAGAAUAUCCACCCAUUAUAUGCAGCCGUUGCAGACCCGCAAUGACUCUUGGGAUAUCCUCGGCUGUUAAGGAUUCAUUCGUUCUAUCCUUAACAGCGCGGAGAAAUGAGGAUGCAUUUUGAGGCUUCAUUCUAAGCAUCCUUUGAAUUGGGACGGCCUUACUGGCCUUAAGUCGCGCUGCUGUGACGCAAUCGGUCUUAAAAUACGUCCUUAGAAGGUCGCAGCCUUUGAAUUGGGACACAGCUAUAGAGUCUGGCCACGCUCCAUUGCAAAGCGUUACUUCCUUUAAGAAGUGUCCUCUGUGGGAGUUUAAAACUAUUGGAUCUGCCCAGAGUCACUCUGAAUCUGCCAUAACCAAUCGCUAACGUUUGGUCGUGACUUAUGUAACUCAGUCUGGCACACGACCUCAACGUGAUCGUUCUUAGCCACCCCCCUCUGUUCGCUGAUUGGACCUGCAGAUUUUUGCCAGAGAAAACGAAACUCUACACAGCAGUCCCAUGCUGAGUCCCAAAUUGCAUACUAUCUGUCCUAAAUAGUAUUCGAAACUAGAAUAAGUACGUCCCAAAUCGUAAUAUGUUGAGUAUCCCAAAGAUACCCGGAUGGUCUACUAAUUUGGAGUGCAGAUCAAUGCACACUCUAACGCAGUAGUUCCCAACUCCGUUCCUGGAGGCCCACUGCUCUGCACAUUUUGUAUGUUUCUCUCAUCUGACAAUCUGUUCAGUUCAUUUCUACCGGGGUGGGUAAUCGGGAGAACCGGGAGAAUUCCCGGUGGGCCGCUUCACUUUUGGGCCGCUCGAGUUUUUUUUUUUUUUACAUUUGUCACGUUAGUGAGUCUAUCUUCUCUUAAAUGAAACUUCACACGUUUCGCAUUGACACUGCAGCGGGCAGUCUCUGCAUGGGUUGUACCAUGUGAGGGAUUUUUCCCCUCCCCUCCCAUAGAGUUGGUUCGGUCCAUAGCACGUCUGAGAGGAGGAGGGGGGCGUAAAAAAACAGGUUGAAGAAAAAAUCCAUUGGAGGAGGAUGCUGCCAAAUGUGCCAAACUUACAGAUUUAUUUUCAAGAGGACAAACAAAAGUGACAACAGGUAACUUAAACAGAAAUAAGCCUGGUAAUGAUUAGCAUAAGCAACGUAAUUAUUCGGCUAAUACCGUUGUCAAACUAUUUACAAGCCCAAAUUUUUUUUGUUAAAAUAUUACCCUUUUGUGUAUACAUAGCGAUUCAUAGACUUUGCAAAUAUUAUGCAAGCAGCUUCUGAGCAGUCCCCCGCUGAAAAUGAGGAGGCCAAGAGUAAACAAUAUGAAUUAAAGUUAUUUAACCCUCAGGUUGUGUUCAGAACCCUAUAACACCUUUUGUUUUCCCAGUCAAAAAUAACCCGCCUAAAAAAAGCUUAUAAAUCUUUUCUUUAACUUUUUUUAACUAUUAACUUUUUUAGCUAUUUAACCAAUAUUGUAUUCAAUAUUUUUGUCAAAUUGUUUUCUUUUUUAAUUAGGACUUUUAUAUUUCUAUUUGCAUUAAUCAUCGGCCUCAUAGCAUUAGCAAUGCUAAUAAUUUAUCAACCUUUCCUUGUGGAAUACACUCUAAAAAGGGCUGGGUUAUUUAUUUAAUUUAAUUUUAUUGGACAGAACACGCUGCUGGGUUAAAAUUGACCCAGUGCUGGGUUGUUUUAACCCACCUGUUGGGUUAUUAUAAUCCAUGGUUGCAUAACAACAACCCAACAUUGGGUUAUUUUUAACCCAGCAUGGGGUAAUUUUUAACCCAGCAUGUGUUCUGUCCAAUAUUUACCCAUUAUGGGUAAAAAGUAACCCAGCCUGGUGUAGAGGAAUAUUUUUGUUAACUUCUUAUCUUAAGUGAAAUAUUAUUUAACUUUUACCUUAUUUGUUGUACCAUGAUAUUAAUAAAAACUAAAGUAAGAGCUGAACUGUUUCUUUAUUUAUCCAAUUUGAAAAAAGUGCUAAUUUGGAAUAACACUAUGGAAAAAGUGGGCUGGUCUUGGGCCUGAAACUCCCGGGCUGAAAAGUGGCCCCACUCCGGCCCUGCUACUAAAGAGCUGAUGAUUUGAAUCAGGUGUGUUAAAUAAGGGAGACAUACAAAAUGUGCAGAGCAGUGAGCCUCCAGGAAUAACGUUGAGAACCACUGCUCUAACGGCUAAUAUUGCCCACAACCCAUUGCAUGCGGGAGGGAGGAGUUUAACCACACUGACCCUCUUGUUUAUUUGUAGUAAUACUGUGGCUGUACAAAUGUUAACUUUUUUAGUCCAACGAAAAAAAACAUGGUUACUACACUUUUACUAUAGUAAAAGCAUGGUUCAUUUUCAUCUGGGUAUUUUUGAGUUAUAUACAUAAGUAUAAAAUUAAGUAUAAAAUACGUUAAACAAUAGUUAUACUAUAAACUUUAAAUAUUUUGACUUUAAAAUAAGUAGCUUUCAUUACACAGAUUGCACAUGAACGUCAGAACCAGCUGCCUCACAAACAACCUGUGUUUGGUUCUACGAUGACGGUCUGCUUCCCUCCUCAACUUGGUAGAACACAAUGUAAAAUGUAUUGUGAAAAAAAACGAUGAGAAAAAAAGAUGGGGAUAGAAAAAUUAAAUUAUAUUGGACAUAAGUUAUUAGAAUGAAUUAAAUAUUGUUAACACUGGUGGGCGUAACUAGGCAACCACGUUUUCGUUCAUGUUGCAUGACGUCAUCGAAGUAUGUCCCAGAACGUGCAUACUCUUUUGCUACACACUCAAAAGUAUGUACGUUUUCCUCACAAAAAGGUCAUAGUAUAAGUAAGCGAAUUGGGACUCAGCACCAGACGUUGUACCGAAGCGAAUUGAAAAUUAAGCGGAAGCACGUAGGGCAGAGCCAGGCUAUAUCAUAACGGCUAAGAUCUCUGAAGAGUGACAAGAAUGCAGCACAGAAUUAAUAAUAUUGCACAAUGUGCAUAUUAAACAGAUUAAAAGACAAGUAACCCCUUAUAAAAAUUACCAUGUUUUUUUGUGGUAAAAGGAACCAUGUCGUUUUUAUUGUGCGAAUUGAUUACUAUUUGCAAAAUUAUUAGCAAAGCUUAUUUGUUAUUAAAGAAUUAAAUUUUGUGGUAACCAUGGUUUUACUAGAGUAACUGUAGUAAAAGAAUGGUUAAUUUUGGAAGGGACAGAGUAAUGGACCCUUCUUUGAUAUGGAGGUUUCAUGCAAAAUCUAUUUGUCUCAAAAAACCUAAUGGGCAUAACACCUUUGUACAGCAGGAGCAGAAAAUCUUUAAAGCUUAAAUGUAAUAAUUGUACAGAAAUGUAAAUAAUUUUAUAUAGAUUGCAAUGUAUUAAUAACUUUUACCAUUAAACAUCAGAUCAGUUGCAUGAGUUAAACAGUGACUGUAUCGACAUAGUUAUUCAGUGAUAGACAUUCUUUUAUUUUUGAAUUGUGCUUUGUUGUUCAGUUGCACUGGUAAUGCCUAAUCAAAGACAGUAAAUGAUUAUAAUACCAAUGUUGACCAGUCACAUUUGUGCAUAACAGAUAAAAGAAAUAAACAAAACUGUCUGCCCUUUGUC
Paramisgurnus dabryanus is the source of this 5761-nucleotide messenger RNA. NCBI's taxonomy places the organism in Eukaryota, Metazoa, Chordata, Actinopteri, Cypriniformes, Cobitidae. The record is from RefSeq and is a predicted model, not a curated record.